Molecule: messenger RNA, 251 nt
Organism: Thlaspi arvense
Lineage: Eukaryota; Viridiplantae; Streptophyta; Magnoliopsida; Brassicales; Brassicaceae
Source: the annotation of a GenBank genome assembly
CUAUGGCGCAAAACGUACUGGUGACCGGCGGUGCUGGUUAUAUUGGGAGCCACACGGUCCUUCAGCUGCUGCUGGGCGGUUACAAGGUCGUCGUCAUCGACAAUCUCGACAAUUCCUCUCCUGUCGCAGUCAAACGCGUACAGGAGCUCGCUGGCGAACAUGGACCUAACCUCACUUUCCAUCAGGUUAGUACCAGCUUGAUUUCUGUCUCAUUUUGGGUGUCUAUGCAAGGCCGAUCAAUCCAGAUUUGU